Messenger RNA from Culicoides brevitarsis, 1309 nucleotides. RefSeq names its product tafazzin (gene Taz). Gene Ontology annotation, biological process: cardiolipin acyl-chain remodeling; inner mitochondrial membrane organization. The transcript is spliced from 2 exons. Gene Ontology annotation, cellular component: mitochondrial membrane. Gene Ontology annotation, molecular function: 1-acylglycerophosphocholine O-acyltransferase activity. NCBI's taxonomy places the organism in Eukaryota, Metazoa, Arthropoda, Insecta, Diptera, Ceratopogonidae. Bases 197 to 994 code for a protein of 265 amino acids. The record is from RefSeq and is a predicted model, not a curated record.
UUUACACGAGACUUCAAUUGCAACUAGUAACUUGCAACUUUUUAUCCAACUUUUAAAAAAAUUCUUUACAAAGUCUUGAAAUGACGAUCACAAGGACUUCAUAACGCGGAACAAUGAAGUCUCGCCUCGUGCUAAACUGCGGCAACAAGUGAUUUUAAUUUAACAAACAAGCAACAAACGUUAACGAAAUACUAAAAUGUCACAAGAGCUUGACUGGAUUUGGCCCCGACUGAAACAGACAUCGCGCUGGUGGAAGUUUUGCAGUUACGGCGUGAUAGCUGGCGUGGGUUUUGUGGCCAAAUGCGUCAUAGGUAAGGAUUUUAAUGCAUUUUUUAACAAAGCACGCGCUUUUAACUUGAAUAUCCUCCUAAGUGCCAUCGAACACCGUUCUCCGGGCAUCCCGUUACUCACCGUCUCCAAUCAUCACUCAUGUUUCGACGAUCCCGGCAUGUGGGGUCUCUUUCCGCUCCGCAUCGCCCUCAACACGAACAAAAUCCGCUGGAGCCUCGCAGCGCACGACAUCUGUUUCACGCAACGCCUCCACUCGUGGUUCUUCAUGAUGGGAAAAUGCAUUCCCGUGGUGCGAGGCGCCGGCGUCUACCAGCCCGCCAUCGAUUUGUGCAUCGACAAACUCAGCCGGGGCGAAUGGGUGCACGUUUUUCCCGAGGGCAAGGUAAACAUGACCAAAGAAACGUUGCGUCUCAAGUGGGGCGUCGGCCGGAUGGUGUACGAAUCCGCUGUCGUGCCACUCGUUAUUCCCAUUUGGCACAUUGGCAUGGACGAAAUUCUGCCGAAUGAGCCGCCGUAUUACUUUAGGUUCGGCAAAACGGUGACUUACAACUUCGGGCAACCCAUCGACUUGAAUCCGCUCGUGCAACGACUGCGGGCCAGUAAUGCUACGGAAAUUGAGGCACGAAAAGCGAUCACGGACCACAUACAGGAAGCGAUGUAUGCGUUGCAGCGCGAAACGGAAGCUUUGCACAAAAAUUGCUAGCAUAUCAGAUGACGUUGAGAAUUUUUACCGAAACGAUAUUUUUCGUUUGAAUCUACGAGAAAUCUUAAAACGAAUAUUUUGAGAAGCAAUUUUACUCUGGUUAGACAAUAUAUCGCGAUUUGACUCGUUUUUUUGCCAUAAUUUCUUAUAAUUUUAGAACUUUUGUUACCAAGAUUCUUCGAUAGUCGUCUUCAAUAAUUUUAGUCUUCAUUUAGCAGCGUUAUGUAAAAAAUAGUGUUCUUAGGUAGCUGAAAAUUGUAAAAAAAAAUAAAUUACAAGUUAUAGUGAGGAGAUAUAGGUUAAAAUAAUAAAUUA